UAAAUUCUUUCCUUUUCCUCUUCUCUUCAAUCUUUUUUAAAAACCAUCUCCUCACCCUGAAAUUCUCUCUUAACUACUACUGCUUUAGGAUUUCUUCAGGUGUUAACAUAUUAUUAGCUUCUCAAGUGCAAAGAAGACAAGAUGAAUUCAAACAACUGGCUUUCAUUUCCUCUUUCUCCAACUCAUUCAUCUUUACCACCUCACAAUUUUUCUUUAGGUCUUGUUCAUGAAAACAUAGACACCCCUUUCUCUAACCAAGCAGAAUGGAACUUGAUUGGGGCACAAGGUAGCAAUGAUCAAGUCCCUAAAGUUGCUGAUUUUUUGGGUGUGAGCAAGUCAGAAAACUCUUCAGAACUUGUGACAUACAAUGAUAUGCAAACAGGUAAUGACACAGAUUAUCUGUUCACAAACAGCAGUUUGUUGCCACAAGUUCAAAACACUUUAUCUGCCACACCUACAAGCUAUGAACUUCCAGAAAAUUCAAGCACUUUGCAGUCUUUGACAUUGUCUAUGGGUAGUGGAAAGCGUUCGACUUGUGAAACAAGCACCGGUACUGAUAACACUAGCAAUGAUAAUACCAAUACUACUACAAGUGUUGUUGAAGCUAACCCUAGAAGGACUUUGGAUACUUUUGGUCAAAGAACCUCAAUCUAUCGUGGUGUAACUAGGCAUAGAUGGACAGGAAGAUAUGAAGCUCAUUUAUGGGAUAAUAGUUGUAGAAGAGAAGGGCAAUCAAGAAAAGGACGUCAGGUUUAUCUAGGUGGAUAUGACAAAGAAGAGAAAGCAGCUAGGGCUUAUGAUAUGGCUGCACUCAAGUAUUGGGGAACUUCUACUACCACCAACUUUCCGAUUACUAACUAUGAAAAGGAAAUUGAAGACAUGAAACACAUGACUAGACAAGAAUUUGUAGCAUCUAUUAGAAGGAAGAGUAGUGGAUUUUCACGUGGUGCAUCGAUGUAUCGAGGUGUAACCAGACAUCAUCAGCAUGGAAGAUGGCAAGCAAGAAUAGGAAGAGUUGCAGGCAACAAAGAUCUCUACUUGGGAACUUUCAGCACUGAGGAAGAAGCGGCUGAAGCGUAUGACAUAGCAGCUAUAAAAUUUCGAGGACUAAGCGCCGUUACAAAUUUUGACAUGAACCGUUAUGAUGUUAAAAGUAUACUUGAAAGCAACACUCUACCCAUCGGUGGAGGAGCGGCGAAACGCUUAAAAGAGGCUCAAGCAAUUGAGUCAUCAAGAAAGCGCGAAGAAAUGAUCGCUCUUGGCUCGGGUUUUCCUUUUGGAACCUCGGCCAACGCGGGUGGUGUGUUACAAGCCUACCCUCUUUUACAACAACCAUUUGAGACACAAGCACCACAACCUUUGCUAACUUUACAUAACCCUGAAAUCUCUCACUAUUCCACUCAAGACCCUCAGUUUCACCAAAGUUACCUACAAUCCCAUCAUCAUCACCCUUAUAACAUGCAUGGCUCUCACCAAUCUUCAAGUCAAACACCGCAGUUCUACAAUAGUUAUCUUCAAAACAACCCGGUUUUGCUUCAUGGGUUGAUGAACAUGGGUGGAUCUUCAUCUUCUUUGAUGGAUGGUACUAACAACAACGGUGGUAGCUCGAGUGGGAGCUAUAGCGGCGGAGGGUAUUUAGGUAAUUUUCUUGGUCAGUCAGGGAAUACCGCCGAGGAGCUAGCCAUGGUUAAGGUUGAUUAUGAUAAUUUGCCAACAGAGAACAACUAUGCUGGCUGGUCUGGUGAUUCAUCGGUUCAAGAAUCAAACCCAAGCGUUUUCACAAUGUGGAAUGACUAAUUAACGUGAUCAGAAAGAUCGAAGGACAAGCAAAAAGUUGAAUAUUCUGAUAAUAACAGUUUUUAUUUUUCUUGUUUUGUAAUGGUUUUAACUUUAAUGAAUGUUCAAGAGGGUGUACCGAUCCAAAUUUUGGUUUUUAGUAGCAUCAUUUAUUAUUGCACCACGGAAAUUAUAACCAUA
Helianthus annuus (common sunflower) is the source of this 1977-nucleotide messenger RNA. Its product is annotated as AP2-like ethylene-responsive transcription factor PLT2. Gene Ontology annotation, molecular function: DNA-binding transcription factor activity; DNA binding. The coding region runs from base 142 to 1797 and encodes 551 amino acids. The transcript is spliced from 10 exons. Lineage: Eukaryota; Viridiplantae; Streptophyta; Magnoliopsida; Asterales; Asteraceae. Gene Ontology annotation, biological process: regulation of DNA-templated transcription. The record is from RefSeq and is a predicted model, not a curated record.